AAAAAAAAGAGAACAAUAACGAGGAGAUUGGUGUAAGGUAGUAUGGUAGAAAUGAGGGAACGGAAAGGUACAAUCAGAAGAAAUCUUUCAGGUAAGGGAGACACAACCACUUUUUAUGAAGAAAGUAAAAGAAGGUUACAGCAGGAUCGCCACUGGCUUCUAUUCUGAGCCAUAUCUGAUAACGUCUCUAGCCACUGUGUUGCACCAUCUCUCAGACCCCAACCAGGGAGUCGUGAAGGACCAACAGAAGCCAGUCCUUUGCAGCUUUCUUUCAUGCCACGACACCAUGUCAUGCACUGACCACCUCUCCGCUUCUUCCAACCAGUCCCAGAGUCGGCAAAUAAUGCACGACGUGGAAUUCUCUGGGACGACAUUCGGAGAACAUGUCCAAGCCAUCGAAGUCGGUGUUUCAAGAUGGUGACACCAAUUGAAUUAUCAUCUCUGUGCCCGAACACACGAUGCCGAACCUCUGCAUUACUGACAUGAUGUUGCCACUGAAUGUCAGCAAUCCUUCGGAGACAGCGAUGAUCGAACACAGAGAGUCGUCUAACGUCCUCAACUCGGAGAGACCAGGUUUCACAAGCAUAGAGCAAAACUGCUCUCACCGACGUGUUGUAGAUCCGACCUUUUACAGCCAGGCUAACAUCACGAAGGCGCCAAACAUGGCCCAGAUUGGCAUAAGCCGCUCUGGCUUUCACUAUUCGUGCAUUGAUCUCAUCACUCACACCCCCACCAGCACUUAUGCAGCUACCCAGAUACACGAACUUCUCGACUACGUCUAUCUGCUCACCAUUCAGGGUGAGUACAUGAUUGGAAUCCUGCCAGUCUUGUAGAAGUACUUUGCACUUCGAAGGUGCAAAACACAUAC
Messenger RNA from Schistosoma curassoni, 868 nucleotides. Lineage: Eukaryota; Metazoa; Platyhelminthes; Trematoda; Strigeidida; Schistosomatidae. The record is from the annotation of a GenBank genome assembly.